AUGAAUAGGUUACGCGAGAGGCACGACACGCACAUGACGCAGGUGGACCGGAUAACGGAGUGGCUCACCGCGCGGGGGGUGGACAUGACCUCCGUCAUGCGAGACGAUGCGACACAGGACCACGUGCGCGAGGCAGAUCUUGUGCUGGCGCUCGGAGGUGACGGCACCACCCUCAUCGCGUCGCACCUCAUCCGCGACCGCGCCGGCCCGCCCCUGCUCGGAGUUAACACCGACAGGGCAUCCAUCAACGACCUCGCGACGCUCUAUCGAUCCAGCGAACCCGUGGACAUGCGACGUAGCACCGGGCAUCUCUGCGCCACGACCGCCAGCGGGGACAUGACGAAGGUGCUCACCGAGGUGCUCAACGGCGACGUCGCCCCCACCGAGCUCGCGAGGAUCCGUUGCGUCGUGGCGGGCGAGGAGCUGGCGCCCGCGCUCAACGACGUGCUCAUCGCGCAUCCGUCCCCGGGGGCGGUGUCGAGGUACAGCGUCCACGUGGGAGGUGCGCUGGGACCGCCGUUGUGGUUCCACGUGCGGAGCAGCGGGCUUCGCGCGUGCACCGCGAGCGGAAGCACCGCCGCGAUGCGAAGCGCGGGCGGGGAACCGAUGCAUUACCUCUCUCGGCGGAUGCAGUUCAUGGAUCGCGAGCCCAUCUACCACGACCACGCGCCGCCCCCGAGCGACGGGCACGGGUUCUACGAGGAGGGCAAGGAGAUGUGUCUGCGAUGGAAUAGUAGAGUCGGGACGGUGUACCUGGACGGCGCACACGUGACGCACGCGGUGAAGAUGGGAGAUAGAGUAACGCUCAGCACGAACGCACCGCCGUUGAGGCUGUUCACGAGCGCGUGGUUCAGGCGGAAUCAUGCCGACCGAUGGCCUACGUUGCGGAAGCCGGACUCGGCGGGCGAGGAAGACUGGAUCAUAGAGUGA
Micromonas commoda is the source of this 930-nucleotide messenger RNA. RefSeq lists its product with no specific name. The transcript is spliced from 2 exons. Gene Ontology annotation, biological process: NADP+ biosynthetic process; NAD+ metabolic process. Bases 1 to 930 code for a protein of 309 amino acids. The record is from RefSeq and is a predicted model, not a curated record. Gene Ontology annotation, molecular function: NAD+ kinase activity. Lineage: Eukaryota; Viridiplantae; Chlorophyta; Mamiellophyceae; Mamiellales; Mamiellaceae.